Hyla sarda is the source of this 1221-nucleotide messenger RNA. It is a transcript of the gene BCL10, whose product is annotated as BCL10 immune signaling adaptor. Gene Ontology annotation, biological process: positive regulation of extrinsic apoptotic signaling pathway; canonical NF-kappaB signal transduction; adaptive immune response. The record is from RefSeq and is a predicted model, not a curated record. Gene Ontology annotation, molecular function: kinase activator activity; NF-kappaB binding; transcription coactivator activity. Gene Ontology annotation, cellular component: CBM complex; cytosol. The transcript has 3 exons. The coding region runs from base 419 to 1105 and encodes 228 amino acids. Lineage: Eukaryota; Metazoa; Chordata; Amphibia; Anura; Hylidae.
UGUUUCGCGAUUGUUCUGUCUUUUCAUGGGUCUUUACUUGGCCCUUGAGUUUUUUAACAGGGACGGCGGUGACACCUGUUGUUCACACCUCAGCAAAGCAACUGGUCGGUUAAGUUCCCCCAGGAAUUUAGGAAAUGAGAGUGAGCGCGUCACAACAGAGCAAUGAGGAAGGACCGGGUAAAAAUGGUGUCAUCGACCUCGCUAGCAGGAAGCGCACAGCAACUUGCUAGCUGAAACUCGUACCCCUGUAACAGGAAACACUGCUAGAUAAGAGUCUGCAAAUGAAACCAAGCCAGUCUGUGCACGGAAAAAAAAAAAAAGUGUGCGUGCACUAGUGAUCUCACCUUAGUGCUCGCACCGUACUACGAUCUGUAGGCACGUCACAGGCUGGGGGUGGUGGCCUUCAGGUGCACCCAAGAUGACUCCCCAACUGAAUGAAGAUGUAAUGGCAGAUAUUAAGAAAGAAGCUGUAGAACGGUUACGACCGUAUUUAUGUGAAAAGCUAAUCGCCGAAAGACACUUUGACUACCUGCGCUCCAAAAUGAUUCUGAUCAAAGAUGAUACCGAGGAAAUUUUAUGCCAAACAACAAGUCGGAAAAGAGCUGGAGAAAUGCUGGAUCGACUGGCCAAACAUCCAAAGGGGCUCGAUGCCUUGAUUGAAUCCAUAAGACAACAAAGAACACAAGACUUUCUUAUAGAAAAAAUCACCGACGAGGUCCUACGAGUAAAAAACUCACGGCUGGAAUCCUUCAAAGAUUGCUGUCUGAACACGUCCCUGACAACUUCCAAUGGAUUAAGUUCUCCAGAUGAAAUACUGGUGUCCCCCCAAACGGAAUCCACAGUUCUCUUUCACCCUGAAGGAGAGCCCAGCCUCCCAAAUUAUUUUAGCAACUCUCUAACUCUGAGAAGUCCCAUUUCUGCAGAGAUCAAGGCAAAGAACAGCAAACAAAGUUCUAACUUCUCCCUCAAGUUCCCCAAACCCGGAGAACUCGGAGCGCCGCCGCUUCCCAUCAUUCCUACGGUGGAUCCUGAGGAAUCCUGCGCGUGCUCCACCAUCGAUAACCAGUUCCUUCCUCUGAGAUCCACUUCUCCUUUCAAUCCGUGAUAUCUUAAAUAAAUACUCUGCCCUUAUCUGAUCAGGUAGCGUUGGAUUUGUGUUCUUCAGAACUCUGGUCACAGAAUGGUGGAUCCAUUUAAAAUUUAUAGAAAAAGAAUCAAGGA